Molecule: messenger RNA, 9361 nt
Organism: Melitaea cinxia (Glanville fritillary)
Lineage: Eukaryota; Metazoa; Arthropoda; Insecta; Lepidoptera; Nymphalidae
Gene: Piezo
Product: piezo-type mechanosensitive ion channel component-like
Exons: 55
Coding region: 1-8271 (2756 amino acids)
Source: RefSeq, a predicted model, not a curated record
AUGCAUAAAUAUUAUAUAUCACUGUUAUUGGUGCGCUUGGUUCUUCCAGCGUCGCUUCUACUCAGUAUAGCACUACGGCCUUUCGGACUUUCUCUAAUAUAUUUGCUAUUAUAUCUGAUAGCGCCGUUUCCUCAAGCACCAGAUUCUAAAACAUUCCGAGGAUGUCGAGGCAAAUAUCUUCAACUUAAUCUAGUCGUGUCUAUACUGCUAUUGCUAGUUCACGCAGCAUGGCACAGCGUCCUGGCAGGAUUCGCGCCGUAUGGCUCUCUACUCGAAGACUAUCCUAUUAUUCAAACGAUCGGAUACAACCUUGGCCUCGUAUCAUAUUCAGGAAUAGAUCCACUAAUGGCAGUCCAUUAUCUUGCACCCGAGUUAGUAGUGAUGGGCACGUCGUUAAUAGUUUAUUUGAUGGUGCGUACACUACUUAUUGGAUCGCCGAACGAUGAAGUUAUUAGAAAAGAUUCCAAGCACCAACGGUUCCCUUUACUUACUAGUGCAGGAAAAUACGUUGCACUAUUCCUCUUAAUGUUCUCCGGGAUAAUGCGUCCAAGUGUAACAUCGGGGAUAUAUUUCUUGGUAUUUAUGGGAGCGGCAACAGCUUGGGCUGUGGGAAGACCUCUAGAGCGUGGAUUCGCUGUAGUGAGCCGUUGCGUGAUGGCAAUCAUGGGAGUUCAUAUAGCAGUACUUUUAGUUUACCAGUGUACUUGGAUUAUAGAAAUAUUUCCACCAGAAACGGACAUGGCGAGAUAUUUCGGCCUCACAAAACUAGUGGUUCUUAACGAAACGGAGUCGUCCUCGUUUACGUACGAAGUGACGGACGAUCACAAGUGGGCAACCUUGGCUAGUCCCUUAGUGAUACUCUUUUCAUAUUUUUUCCUCGCCAUAGAAACACGUGAACUCUUCAAACCAAAGACGAAGAAAAAGAGUGCUCUAACCGGCCUCGAAGCGGGUAAAGUGAACGGUAGCUUGGUACGAGGCGUGUCGUUCCACCGCAGCCGCGCGCCGCGCGACAAGUGGAGGAGCGCUACGAAGAGAGUUCGCCUGCUCCGUAGCAUGAGCCCUAGCAAGCGCUGGUCGAGCGUGCGCGGUGGCUCCGUCACUCGCCAACUGCACCAAGACUCUACUGGCUCCGUCGUUGUGCCCGAUGAAGAGUCAGUUCUAGAAGUGGAGGAACCAACAUUACUGGAUGACAUUGUGGCUGCAGUUGUAGAUUUCUUCCAAGUUUUGAUCAGGUCAUCAUACAUAGCGACAACAAUAACGAUGAUGGCGUGGAGUAUAAUGUUCCACUCAUGGCUGACAUUCGUGUUCCUGAUGUGGGCGAACAUCGUGUGGCUUUGUCAGGACCAGCGCUCCUUCAUGCUGAAAACCAGCCCCGUACUGGUUUGCUACGCGAUGUUGUUGCUGAUAGCUCAGUACAUAUACGGAAUGGACCUUACGGAGAGCGAGCUGCCUUCGAAUAUAACAGAAAUCGCGCAGGAGGUGAACCUGAGGCAGCUGGGGCUGGGGCGCGCGGCGGGCGAGGCGUGCGUGCCGCUGCUGAUCAAGUCGCUGUUCACGUGCAUGUUCUGGGUGACGCUGCGCCAGCGCGUGCACGAGCUGCGCCGCCGCCGCUCGUCCGCCGCGCACGCGCAGCUCGCCGCGCCGCUGCAGCUCGCCGCCGCCGCCAGCGCUGCAAAUACAGAAGGGCGGGAGGAGGAGGGGCGGUCGCGGCUGCUGGCGGCGCUGGGCGAGUGGCUGCGGGCCGCCUGCGCGCGCUACUGGAUCUACGUGGUCGUGAUCAUGCUCUUCGUGAUCGGGAUCACGGGCGACCGCAUGACCAUCUUCCGGAUCAUAUACAUGUUCCUCUUCCUCGUCUUUAUACUCAUGUUCCAAAUAAGUUGGUACUGGUGGCGUCGUCUGAUGUACGUUUUCUGGAUAACAGUGAUCAUAUACUCGAUGAUAAAUCUUAUUUUAAUAUACAUAUACCAGUUUGAUAAUUUCUCGAAGACUAUAGAAACUUACUUGUUGAUAAACGAAAGAUUGCAACAUGAUUUGGGCUUAGAGCCGUACAAUCCUGCAGAUUUAUUUGUCAAACUUCUAACACCCACCUUAUUUCUUAUUAUCACCAUAAUGCAAGUGCACUAUUUCCACAAAGACUUUAUGGAAUUAUCUGAUCCUAAGACGAGAACAAAUAGUAUCGCCAGGGAAGUAGAUUCAAGUAGACCUAGUCAAGGUGGUGCUUCAACUAUGAAGGACGAUCUGCCGCAGUUACCGCUAGAAGGUCAGCCCACAACUGAGCCUCAUUCGGACAGUGAAGAGAAUACAGAAGCAGAGCAAUCCAUGGGGACAUCUUCCUUCAAUACGGCGGCUCGACGUUCUAUGUAUAGGCCGGGCCGCAGCCGCUCGUCCGCCGCGGGCACGCGCCAGGCAGCGCUGCCAGCGCUGCGCGCGCUGCUGGCGGCGCGCUGCGGGGCGCUGCGCCGCCGCCUCGCUGCCUUCGCCGACCUAGCCUUCGUCUUCCUCGACAUACACCUCAUCAAGAUCGUCUUCCUCUCGCUCAUGCUGCUUUGCGUGUUUAACGUUUGUGCUAUGCACGUUCCAAUAAUGAUAAUUAUCUCACCAGCGUUAUUAUUGAGCGCUCGCAAGCAGCGUAUAUGCGUGCUAAUCAUAUCUAUUCUGAUCAGUAUUUAUUUUAUGGCUAAGAUGGUGUACCAAAUUGAAUACAUAAAACAUUCAUAUUUCGACGUAAAUUGUACCAAAAUGGGAGAGAACGAUACACUAAAUACAACAACAUAUAAUAACGCAGAGUGGGUUGGUUUCCGGAAAGCGACGUCGAAAAAACCCCUCGUGGUGCUGUUAAAGGGGUACAUCGGCUUAAUUGCUGUUUUCACCUUUUAUUCCUUGGUGACUUAUAGGCAACAAACAAUCAGGAGUUUGGGACUUUUGCCAAAUAGAAAGGAGAAAUUAAUGUUUCCGGACAUAACUCGUGCUGAUGCAGACAAAGAUUUAGUACAUUGCUUUAAAUAUUUAGUAAAUUACGGAUUUUACAAAUUUGGCGUAGAGAUCUCGCUGAUGUGCCUGAUGGGCGUGAUCGGGUCGCGCAUGGACGUGUACGCGGCGCUGUACGCGGGCUGGCUGCUGGCGCUGGCGGCGGCGGCGCGCGCGCGGCGGGCGCGGCUGUGGCCCGCCUUCACCGCCUGCGUCACGGCGCUCGUGCCGCUGCAGUACGCGCUGGCCGUGGGCUUCGUGCCGCAGCUGUGCCUCGACUACCCGUGGGCCGGCAGCGGCCAGCAAAUGAAGCACAUUCGCACGUGGCUGUUCCUGCCGUACAGUGACGAACCGCCGCACGCCGUGAAGCUAAUUUUCGAUUACUUCUUGUUACUUUUCGCGUCACGUCAAUUGAGGGUGUUCCGCAUCGAAAAAGCCCAAGGGGAGUCUUAUCCUGGCGGCUGUAAUAGUGAGGAAAUCGGCAAAGACUGGGAAACGCCGAACUUUAUUAACCCCGUGCCGGACUUUUUGGGAUACGUUGGGUCAUGGCUAGAUGUCUUAAAAAGGAUGGUGUUUCUGGGUAUGCUGUGGGUAACCCUCGCUAUCAUGUUCAUGACGGGGACCAAUCGCGUUAAUUUGUUUUCAAUGGGCUACCUUAUCGGUUCUUUCAUAUUCCUUUGGCAAGGAACUGAUUUUUAUUUACGACCGAAGGAAGCAAUAUUGCGAUGGUGGUCGUGGCUGCUGCGCUACAACGUGUGCGUGGUGGCGGUGAAGGCGCUGCUGCAGGUGCCGGGCUGCAUGUUCAGCGCCGUGCUGCAGACGCACGCCUGCUGGCUGGUGCAGCUGCUGGGCAUCGGCUGCGUCGACAAGUUCGCCGGCGGGAACAUCGCGCGCUUCCUCAAGAUGCACUACGACAAGGAUUCAGUGUGCACUGUUCCUCAAGAAGAUAUCGGUUUAGCUUGGGAUGGAGUUUGUUUUGCCUUUUUAAUAUUACAAAGAAGGCUUUUCCACAGUUACUAUUUCUAUCGAGUCAUCGACGAAAGCAAGGCUACCACCGUCCUUGCAUCUAGAGGUGCAGAAUUAAUUGAAGAACUUAGGCAAAAACAGAUGAAUGUUCAAGAGGAACAGGAAAUAAAAAUAUUGGAAAAGAUUAAGGUCAAGAUGGAAAGAAUUAAGGCAAAUCAGAAAAAGAUCCAGGGAGUCAUGUCAAAGGAGCCCGCACAUCACGAUGCAGUCGCUCCCUAUGCUAUCGUAAUUAAAGAAGAGGACGAAGAGGACGACACGCAAGCCGGCGGAUCGGAGCAGGCGCCACUAGUGCGUGGCGACUCGACAGAGUCGCGGCACGGAUACCACACUCCCGCCUCCGCCUCCGAGCCGUCCGCGCCCUCGAGCCCGCUGCGCGCGGCCGCGCCCGGGCCGCGCGCCCUCCCCGCCCCGCCCGCCCCGCCCGGCCCGCCGUCGCCGUCGUCCGCGCUGAUGACGGUGUCCCUGGACGCGUACCUGGAGCCCCGCCGCAUUUCGUUCGAGUCGCCGCCGUCGUCGGAGCUGCUCCCGCGCGCGCAGAGCCCCGAGGAGUCGUACCCGGUGUUCUCGCCGCCGCCCGUGCGCCGCCGCCACACGGUGGCCAGCCCCGGCCGGCUGCCGAGCCUGCACCGCGGCUCCGUGCUCUCCUACUCCAGCCGCGCCGAGCCCAACUCGCACCACACGUGUAACUACGCAGGCUACGCGCACUCACGAUGUUCUGAGACUGUUUUUUCACGUGCGAGGCCCGCGUAUAAGCCGCCUGCCAGCCAUCAAAAGGCGGUGCGAUCCGGAGACUACUACAUGUUUGAUGAGUUUGACGACACCGAUGUUCACUUGAAAGACGACGAGUCGAGCUCCGACGAGGACGCACCUAAGUCUAUGGGCUUCGGAAAGCUGGUGUCGACGGCCAUCAAGACGGACCUGCGGCGCGCCGUGUCGCUGCGGCGUGCGUCCGCACCCGCAGUGCGUGCGCGCACCUCCCCCGCCGCGUCCGCCGCGCCGCGCCAGGUUCAAUCUUCGCCGCGGUCGGAGGACGUACGGCCUGCAGAUGUGGACGUCAAGAUACUAGACGACGAACAGCCUGGACCGUCCUCAGAAUUAGAUGAAUUUGCGCCACAACCAGGAUCAGAGACAUUCAUCGACAAGAUAAAAGGCUUCUCAGAGACCGCUGGUGCCUUCAUAUCGAGUAUUCUCGUUUCCUUGACGCGUCACCUGAUGAAAUAUUCGCGGGAUUACAGAUACGUUUCGAGAACAUUAUCCGUCGAGAAGAAGAGGCUCAAGGAAAAGGAAGGUUUCGGCAUCGGCUUAAGAGAAGGCUCACAGAUGAUCUGGGAACCGUUGCCCGAAACUGUAAUGCAUCACCGUAAGUUAAGCGAAUUAAGCGUUCCGGAGAUACGUAUCUUGGCGGCGAGUGCGGAAGGGCUGGAUGAGGUGUCCAGCGACGACGACACGUCGGAACACGAGAGCGCCUUUAGCUUACAAACCACCGAAAGCAAGGACGUGACUAUAUUGGAAGAGCAAGAUGAUUCGAUGUUCAAGCAGGAUAGUUCGCCCGUUGUUCAUCUGGUAUACGCGCUAUGGUAUGCGAUACUGGCACACACUGAUAUCGUUUGUUACAUCAUGGUAUUCAUAAACCAGAUUCAGUCAGCGACGAUUCUUUCUAUACCGUUACCCCUUAUGGUGUUUUUGUGGGGAACUUUAACUAUACCGCGACCAACGAAAACAUUUUGGGUUACUCUUAUUGCAUACACAGAGGUGAUCGUCCUUAUAAAGAGCAUGUUCCAAUUUGAAAUCCUACCCUGGAAUCGAAAAGCCAUACCAGCCAAUAUGCCGUUCACUGCGCCGAGAAUAAUCGGAAUAGAGAGGAAGUUCAACUAUGCUUUAUAUGAUCUACUACUUCUUCUCAUUAUUUUUUUACACAGAUUUAUGUUGAAGUCACUGGGAUUGUGGAAGGAAUCCACACCAGAGGUCGAACUUCGAGAGGAUAUGGAGUAUCCGUUGACUUCAGCUGACACCCAAAUGCUUGUCGAAGGACGGGGGGAGGAAGUCGGGCGCAAGUAUUUAGAAAUGCACGAAAGGCAAAGCCCGUCGCCAGAUGCUGAGACCAGUGAGGCCUCGAAAAUGCCAAAAAAGACAGGGGAAUUAGAAGAACCAGAUGAGCGAGUGGAAGACGAUCCAGAACCCGGCCCUUCUAAAGUCCUAGACGACGAUCACUACAAGUAUUGUAUUAUUUUAUUCAAACCUAUGUCCUCAUCGUUUUUGAUAGUUCUGUAUUCUAAUUUGAAGUUUGCUGUUAAACGAUUUUGCAUAUCAGUAGUAGAACCUAUUAAACAAGAAAAAAAAAACAAAAACAUGAUUAACGACGACCAAGAACCAAUAAUUGCAGUGGCAACGACAUUAGAGGACACAUACAAACACUAUCCACAAGUUAUUGUUCUAUCGGUGCGGCGCUACCUGCGGCCCGCGCGGCAGUUCUUCGAGCGCAUGCUGGCGCCGGGCGCGCGCGUCACGGCCGACAUCUACGCGUACAUGUUCCUCUGCGACUUCUUUAACUUCCUCGUCGUCAUAUUCGGAUUCGCUGCGUUUGGGACACACCAAGGAGAUGGCGGCGUCACAGCUUAUCUUGAAGAGAACAAAGUACCAAUACCGUUUUUGGUGAUGUUGAUCCUACAAUUCGGUUUAAUAGUGAUCGAUCGAGCUCUGUACCUACGCAAGUUCAUGCUUGGAAAAAUUCUAUUUCAAUACGCUCUCAUCAUCGGCGUACACAUUUGGAUGUUCUUCGUGCUUCCUUUCAUCACUGAGAGAACGUUCAACACGCUGAUCCCUCCCCCGCUGUGGUACAUGGUAAAGUGCGUGUACUUACUGCUGUCGGCGUACCAGAUCCGCUGUGGCUACCCACGCCGCAUCAUCGGCAACUUCCUCUGCAAGUCCUACCGCUUCCUCAACAUGAUCUGCUUUAGAGGGUUCAUGGCUGUACCAUUUUUAUUUGAACUACGCACACUAAUGGACUGGAUCUGGACGGACACAUCUAUGACGCUUAUGGACUGGCUCAAGAUGGAAGACAUAUUCGCUAGCGUUUUCUUAUUAAAGUGCUCGCGUUACAUGGAGGACGAGUUCCCGCAGCCGCGCGGCGCCAAGAAGUCGGCCACGAGCAAGUACCUGUUGGGCGGCGGCGUGCUCGCUUUCGUCAUUGCCAUCAUCUGGUUCCCGCUCGUCUUCUUCGCCUUCGGGAACUCCGUCGGACAACCGAACCCACCGACAGAUGUUACGGUAAAAAUUAGAAUCGGACCUUUCCUACCAGUCUACCAGAUGUCUGCACAAUCUCACAAUAUAGAUAGCUUCACGGAGCAGGACUACAACCAGCUGAGUAACCAGUACGCGCGCGACCGCACGGCGCAGACGUUCCUGUCCAACUACAUGUACAACGACGUGGCCGUGGUCACCAUCAACCCUAACUCCACCAUGACGUGGGAGAUCUCGCCGCCCGAGCUUGCUCGCCUCGAGCGCGAGGCCGUCUCUAACGCGACCUUGAUGGUGAAAUUCACGUACGUGAUCACGCACCCUAGCUACAAUUCGCAGAACCCGCCCACCAUCUCCAGUAGUCGGGAGGUGGCGCUAGACGCGUACGUGGGCGGCAAGCCCAACCCCGAGCGGGACACGCUGCUCAAGCUAUUGGCCAACACCGCCACGCCCGACACCUGGUUAAACGUGAAGAUGCUGUUCCCGAAGUUCGUGAAAGUCUUCAAUAAAGGGACUACGAAACCUGCUUUUCAAUUGAUGCCUCCGCUUCCGACGGACGACUCGCGCCUGUACCGCGACGUGCAGCUGCGGCUGGAGCGCGAGGGCGGCGCCGUCUACUGGCGCGUGCGCGAGGCGUGCCAGCCGCACGACUUUCUCGCUGCGAUCCCGAUGAAUAACUGCGACAUGCUCGUCAUGUACACUUUCAAUGACAAGCUGUUCCCGGAGACGCUUAACUUUAUAUCAGGUGGAGGUAUAAUUGGGCUCUACACGACGUUCGUGUUCCUUGCGUCGCGCGUCCUAAGAGGAUUCUUCUCGGGCAUCUACACGAAGAUUAUGUUCGACGACCUGCCCAACGUCGACCGCGUGCUGCAGCUCUGCCUCGACAUCUAUCUGGUUCGCGAGGCCUUAGAACUAUCUCUUGAAGAAGAUUUAUUUGCGAAAUUGGUGUUCUUGUAUCGAUCACCAGAGACCAUGAUAAAAUGGAGUCGACCGAAGGAGGACGACGCUCAAGAACAAAGAGCGUUACCAGCUCCGAAUUGAUCCGUUUUGAGAUUUUAUCAGGAUCACGAAUCAAUAUCUCCAAUAUUUCGAGAUUAUACCUGAUUUGUAAUAUGAUUUGAAAUUGAUGUUUUUGAAUACAAUGAUCUCUUGACCCAAUACCGAAAAAAAAAACUUAAAAUUAUUUUUUAUAUAUUAUAUCAGUGACUAUAAUAAAACAUCAAAAUAAAGAAAUUGACAAAAUCAACUUUUUGUCACAGUUGGAUUUCGUGUACGUAAUGUCCAUACUAUUUAGCGACAAAUCUGAGAUUUAUUAAAUACAUAAACAUAUAAACAAUAAGUCUGUUGUUGAAAAUAUAAUGUUUCAUUGUUUCCUAAAAUUCACUUUGUUAUACAACAAAAAAGACUUGUGAAAUUAAUUUAUUCAUGAAGUUAUAUCAUUUGAGAAGCGACUUUUAUUAAUAAUAAUAUAAUUAUAUAAUUUAGUAUAUAAAAUAAGUUUUACAGUAGGCAAAGGUAAUCAGAAUACCUUAAGAAUGAUACAUGAAAUUAACAUUUGGAAAUAUUCGUAAAAAUAAUAAACGUAACGUAAUAAAUAACGUAAUAAAGUUACUUUAUUAAUAUGCUAGGGGUGCACGUCUUUAAAUAUUGGGAGUUAUCAUAAAAAAUAUAUACCUACAGCACUUUUUUUUGGUAAAUCUUCUUUUGAAUUUAUACAUCUACAAACUCAAUCUGUUUAUUACUAAAGUAUACGUAAACCAUUUAUUGUGCUUUUACUAUUUAUGUCGAUAUCGUGCAAAUGUUUUAUAACUUUGAUUGUUAUAAGAUGCUUGAUAAUAAAAGAUAGUAUCAUCCACAUGAUAUACGUAUUUAUGUGUCCGUUAAUAGCUAUAGCAAAAAGUAAUCACGUGCAAAUAUUAUUUUUUAAUAUUUUUUACCUGCACAUAAUUAUUAACUCGUACAUAAUAAUUAAUUUAAAAAUAAAAUAUAGCUCUCUAAAUGUAAUUUAAAUUUCAAUAUAUUUUAGUGUCUUCCUAGUCUAACUUAACAAAUGAUUUUUAAUGAGAGCGCUAUGUAGUUAAUAUUUAUUUUACUAAGCAAAAAGUUUAGUGUAAUAUAUUGUGUACAGUUA